This is a messenger RNA of Melitaea cinxia (Glanville fritillary), 4368 nucleotides long. It is a transcript of the gene HDAC1, whose product is annotated as histone deacetylase HDAC1. The transcript has 11 exons. The record is from RefSeq and is a predicted model, not a curated record. Gene Ontology annotation, molecular function: histone deacetylase activity. Lineage: Eukaryota; Metazoa; Arthropoda; Insecta; Lepidoptera; Nymphalidae. Bases 205 to 1656 code for a protein of 483 amino acids.
UUUCACCGUUGUCUCUCACCCGUUGUUGACCCGUUGUGAAUGAAUGAACUAGAAUGAAGUUUCUCAUUCUCAAUUGUGAAUUGUGAAGUUAGGACUCAGCCAAAGAAAGUUAACGCUCGAUUCUUUUUGAUUUAAAAUUUAUAUUAAAUCUAGAGUAACUUAUUGUGAAACGUUUUCUUUUAAACUUGUUUUUAAUAAAACAUAAUGGCAAUGCAACCGCAUAGUAAAAAGAGAGUGUGCUAUUACUAUGAUAGUGACAUCGGGAACUAUUAUUAUGGACAAGGCCAUCCUAUGAAACCUCAUCGUAUACGCAUGACUCACAAUUUGCUAUUAAAUUAUGGUCUGUACAGGAAAAUGGAAAUAUAUAGACCACACAAAGCUACUGCCGAUGAAAUGACUAAAUUUCAUUCUGAUGAUUAUAUUCGCUUCCUGAGAUCUAUAAGACCAGACAACAUGUCAGAAUAUAAUAAACAAAUGCAACGAUUUAACGUCGGUGAAGAUUGUCCAGUAUUUGAUGGUUUGUAUGAAUUUUGUCAACUCUCUGCUGGAGGUUCUGUAGCAGCUGCAGUAAAAUUAAAUAAACAGGCAUCAGAGAUUUGCAUUAAUUGGGGUGGGGGACUUCACCAUGCAAAGAAAUCUGAGGCCUCAGGUUUCUGCUAUGUCAAUGAUAUAGUUCUUGGAAUAUUGGAACUUCUGAAAUACCACCAAAGAGUUUUGUACAUUGAUAUAGACGUACACCAUGGUGAUGGUGUAGAGGAAGCAUUCUAUACCACAGACAGAGUUAUGACAGUAUCAUUCCAUAAGUAUGGAGAAUAUUUUCCAGGCACAGGUGAUUUACGAGACAUUGGUGCCGGAAAGGGUAAAUACUAUGCAGUCAAUAUCCCCUUGAGGGAUGGUAUGGAUGAUGACUCUUAUGAGUCAAUAUUCGUGCCUAUCAUAUCUAAAGUUAUGGAAACUUUCCAACCAAGUGCUGUAGUCCUGCAAUGCGGGGCCGAUUCACUUACAGGAGACAGACUGGGGUGUUUUAAUCUGACUGUUCGUGGACAUGGCCGCUGUGUGGAAUUAGUAAAGAGAUUUGGACUACCUUUCUUACUUGUUGGAGGGGGAGGCUAUACAAUUCGUAAUGUAUCACGCUGUUGGACUUAUGAGACCUCUGUUGCACUUGGAGUUGAAAUAGCCAAUGAACUUCCGUACAACGACUACUUUGAGUACUUUGGACCCGACUUCAAACUACACAUAUCUCCUAGCAACAUGUCUAAUCAAAAUACACCAGAGUAUUUAGAAAAGAUCAAAAACAGACUGUUUGAGAAUUUGAGAAUGUUGCCUCAUGCACCUGGAGUACAGGUGCAAGCCAUUCCUGAAGAUGCUGUAAAUGAUGAAUCUGAAGACGAAGAUAAAAUUGAUAAAGACGAAAGGCUACCCCAAAGUGAAAAGGAUAAGCGUAUAACCGGUGACGGAGAGCUCUCUGACUCCGAAGACGAGGGCGAGGGCCGGCGCGACAACCGCUCGUACCGCGCACCGCAGCGCAAACGACCGCGCCUCGAUAAAGAUUCUUUACAAGUCAAGGAUGACGUCAAAGUUGAAGACAUAAAAGAUGACGUUAAAAACUUGAGUAAUAUGGAAGAACCAAAGAAAGAGGUGCUACCUACUGCCUGAUCCACACGAUAAGUUGUAUUAAGACAUUGAUUGCUUACACUUGGUUCCUGCACUAGUGGUUUGUGAACACAAGUCUCAACUGUGAACUAUAAUAAAUGUUUUGUGGUCGUUUUUUUUUGUGAGUCUACAUUGACUAAGUGUAUAGAGAAUGAUAGUUGUCACUAAUUAGGCUACAAUUAAUUUAUAAGUGAAUUUUAAAGUGAGGGAAUAAGCUGUUAAUGGAUGAAUUGAUUCACAACAGUCAUUACAGGUAUUCUUCAAUUGUAGAAACCUGAGUAAACUUGAAUAAAAUGUUUGAUAUUCAGAUUGAAUAGCAAUAUAAAAUCAACGUUUUAACAAACUUUUACUAUUAUAAUUACUUAACUAUUAUAAUUUUGAUAAAGUAUGUUGUAAAUAUUUUGUCAUUUCGAUAGGUGUGAUACACAGGCUAUUCAAUAGAAAAACAGAUAAUUUUAAAUAAUAACGUUGUUUAAAAAAAAGAUUGCUUUAAGUAUAAAAAUGUAUGUAUUGUUAGCAAUUAUAAUGGCAAUUAAGUGCCCCUAUUACUAUUAUUAUUAUUAUUUGCAUACUAUACCUGGGUAACUGAUAUUUUCAUAAUUAGUUAUCAUGUAAAAGUAAUUAAAAGUAAUUUAUUGUGAGGGAGUUAAUAAAACCACUGUUUUUAAUAUUUUACCUUUUUUUUCUAAAUUGUGUAGAGAAAAUAUAUCUACCUUAUUAACUGCCUUACCAAAUAAAGAGCGCAUGUUUGUAUUUGUUUCGAAAAGAAGUGUCCACACUAUAUAAGACUUUGUAGACGAAUUUGAUAAGUAGUAGUUAAUUAGUAUUUUUAAAGCCUGUUUACGGUUGGUCAUAAAGUUUAGCUCAUUCAUAAGCUAUUGGCUGCCUUUUAAUAGCAGGACACCACUACAUAAACGACCACUUUCAUUCAUUGAUUUAAAAUAGAAUAAUUAAUUUGUUCCUUAUAAAGAUAACAUUGGGUAAUUUUUGAAUAUCAGAUAUUUUAUCAGCGACUGGACGACUAUGAAACAAGGCUUUAAUUUAGUGUUUUUAAAUGUGACACGUAAACAUCAAUUCUUAUAUCAUUGAGUUUCUAGAAUGUUUAAAAGAAUCAUUCUGUUUAGAUUUGUUUAAACCUAUCUGUCUUUACAAGUUACUAAAAUCACCAAAAAGUGAAUAAAUUAAUUAAGUGAAACAUACAAUAUUUAAGAAUUUGUUUCCUGUAGUCAUUAGUCAAUAAUAUAAAAAUAACUAGCGCGUCGUUAGCAAGGCUCCGAUAGACGAUUUUUCUGGCAAUAGGAACUGAAUUUCAAAUAAAAGUUACUGUUGUAUUACUAACAAUGAGUCUCAUUACAAUUCUACAUUUAUGAUGCAAAUGCUUCCAGAUAAUACAAAUGUUGAACAACUCUCUCGUAAAACAUAAUCAUUAAUGCGCUGUGUCUUUAUUAGUGAUUAUGUUUCAUAUUAUUCAUUAAUUAUCACGUUUAUAAUGCAAAUAUAAUGAAAUAAUGUAGGAUUAUCUAGGCGUGUAACUUUAAUAUGUAUGUCAUUUUGUGUUCUUAAUGUAAUUAAUGAUGAAAUAAAAUGUAUACAUAUGUCUUAAAAAAUAUAUAUGUAUGCAUUUUGUUUCUCUUAUUGAUUUUCUGCAGCAAUUAUGGUAUGCUAUUUUUUUUUCUAAAGUGCAUUUCAAAGUAAUUAUAGCAAUGUUUGAAUGGUGCAGACAGACUGAUUAAUGUUGUUUUAGGAUAUCUAAAAAUUGACGCAUUGACUUCUUAUAUGAUGAUCGUAGUAUUCCGUGGAGAUACAAAGCAUCCUAAUUAUAUAAAUGUGUUUUUUUACUUUGAUUCUAACUCUAACUACGUUUGAUUUGUUCACAAAUAUAUAUUAAUAAAAUGGAAUAAUAUGUUCGUCAUAUAUAAGUGGUAUACACAUUAAGAAUCUUUGAACUAAGAAAUGUUUUACAAUCUCUGACUGAACCUAUUAAAAAAACUUGAAUAUAAAAUUUAGCGAAAUACUUUUUAUUUAUUUCAAUUUUUUUUUUUUUAAUUUUUUAAAUGUAAAAUUAUUGUAUCAUACUAAUACUUUCUUACCUCACUUAUUGUACAUGAAUAGUUUAUCAGCCAUACUCAACUGUAUGUGUUUAGGCUUGGUAUAAAUAAAACAUUCUUUCAUCAAGGAUUCUUGUGAAUCUUCAUACACAUUUUUAUAAAUUAUCUUUAGACGUAAUUUCGAUAUUAUUAAAUAGGAAAAUAAUAGAUAAGUUUUAUUUUUAUAUUUAAAUUUUAUAAGUAAAUAAUCUGAUAUAAAUCAUUUUCAAUUACUGUAAAACAAUUUUAGAUAAGGAUAAACUAUGCAGCAAGGCUUUGUUAACUUUAAUUGAUUUUCAUGAACACAAAUGUAUACUGUGUACCUCAUCAAGACAUCUUUUAUAAUGUGAAAAUGCUUUUUGUUCAUUUAUGUGAUCGUGUUUUCUACUCAGAAAUAUGACAGAAUUAUUAUAACAAUUUUCAACAAAUAUUGUUUUAUAUCUUUAAAAAUCUGUCUACUAAAACUUCUGUACAAUAUACAGACUAUAGGCGAAUUAAAAUUUGCAGUUUUGUUAUUAUGUCUGAAUAAUGCGAUAUUCUUUUUCUUAAAACAAAACAAUGUAAAUGUUCGUUCAGGAUUAGAUAAGACUGUAAAUAUUUUUGUUAAAUACAUGAAUUUCUCCAAUAA